AUGAUACUGUUUUUCGGUUCAUGCUUUCUGGCUGCUAAAGCAAUGGUACACGAUGAGAUACCUCAGUGCGGUUUGACUGGAGUUUACAAAGCCCGGCAAAAUAUAUUGGAAUCACCUAAUUAUCCUGACAACUAUCCGAUCAAUACUUGCUGGGACUAUGUUAUACGGUCGCCGUUUCGCUGUCCUACCAAAUUUCAUAUACAAUUUUUGGAUUUUUUUUUGGAGUCAUCGACUAACUGUACUAACGAUUACUUGGCCAUAGGUUUGGAGAAUGACGAAAAUGAUAUGGAUGUGUUGUGUGGUCAGGUUAUUGGUAUAAAAAAGUAUCACACCCCGGAUGGAGUGUUGCGUUUGCGUUUCUUUGCAGACGAUUCGCCUUGGACCACUGGGAAAGGAUUUAAAUUGUUGGUCACACGAUUGGCAUGCGAGCGAGAAGAAAUGUUGCGUAAACAUGUCGACAAAAGCGAUGAGGAUACUGUUCAAAUUAAUGUACCGCCGGCAGUUAUACAACCACCAAGCACUAAUGUACCGGCACUAUUUCGAAAUUUUACUGCACAACAACAUAUACCGUUUUUGCCACAACCGUUAUUUGGUUUAAAUUUACCACAACAACUACCAGUACCACCUCCACCACCAAGUGGUUUUGGUGGUUUUUAUCUACCAGCAGUUGGAUAUAAUCCAACAACACAAAAUACCGCAUUAGUUAAUCCUAGUUUAUCUCAACUCAGUCCAGUAGCUAAUAGUUUUGGAAGAGAGCAACCUUGUCCGCAAACAAAGACUGAUACCACUGAUUUGCCAGCGCAAAAUUACUUGCCAACGCCGCAUCAAGCAUACUAUGGGCAAAUUUUACCUGGAAUUACUGAUCAAUAUCCAGUGAACUCUUGGCAAACGCAGCCACUGCUGAAAUCCGUGGAUGCUGAUGAAGCUUUACGGGCGGAAAAUGGUGUGGAGCUCUGCUGUUCUAGUAGUUUUCAGCAGAAACAUUUUUAUUUAUCAAGUCCUGGUUUUCCAAGAACUGUGUUUAGCGCUCUACUACCCACGCAAAAGCGAGAUUGUCAAUUUCACUUGGAGAAGGCCUCUACCAGUGUUUGCCGUUUACGAAUAGAAUUUAAAUUUUUUGAUUUCGGACAAACAUACAGUGGUUUGGAACGACGCCCCGUUAACUCUAAUGUGGCAGCAGCAGUUUCAAGAAAUCUCUGCACCGAAGACUAUAUACAAAUUGGACGACAACGUUUCUGCGGCUGUCGGACAGGUUAUGUUUACGUAGGUAAUUGGAGCAACAGCAGAAAAAUAAUACGCAUGCGCAUGGGCUAUUCUGGUCUACCAUCAAAUGGCUUCCUACUAGAAAUUUCACAGGAGGAAUGUAGUCCUGCGCAGCUACAGCAAAUAAAAUUAGGAAAUCGAAAUCGAUUACAGCAGAAUAAAAGAAAACAAGGUAAUCGCUUUGGAAUUAAUGGAAAUCUACAAGGGCUUCGACCGUUCCAACAACAAAACGUAUUACAACAACAGCAGCUGCAAUUACAAUUGCAGCAACAAAAAUUACAACAGCACAAGUUACAACAACAAAUCGAACAAUUGCAGCCACAACGAUUCCAACAACAGCAAUUCGAGCAAUCUGGCUUGAAUCAGCAAUGGUCACAAAAUUUACAAUUCCAACAACAGCAGCAACCACUUCUGCCAAUAACGCAACAACACUCUUACUAUCAACCAGGACAAAUAGGACAAAUAGGACCAAUCUCACCACAGCAUCAGCAACAGUUCCAAACAUUUUGGUCACUUCCGUUACAAUCGCUACAACCACUACAACCACUGCAACCAUUACAACCGCUACAACCACUACAACCGUUACAACCAAAUCAACUGUUAUAUCAGGCUCCAACACAAUCACAAUCACAGUCACAGUCACAAUCACAGUCACAGUUACAACCUCAAUUCAGAGAAUCUAGAGAUUUGCUGGUAACGCAGCCCACCGCUGUUCAACAGCCUGUCAGUGUUGUAGAAACGAACUCAACGCGUAAGGAAUAUUACUAUUUUGAUGGUGAUGAAGCACUAGCCCGUGCACGUUAUAUUGAUGAUGAAUUCGAUGAUGAUGAAUUUGAUGAUUUUGAUGAGCCGGAUAGUAAUGACUGGCAAACAAAUGUCAUUGAUGCACCAAUCACCCCAGAGGAGCGCAGUCAUUGCUCCUUUGAUACAUCUGAUAUAUUAAAAUUAUCCGUAGAUUCACUUUGGAUUACUAAGCCGACCUGCUAUGCUCCACAGCGAAAUUGGUUUGGCAAUAUUUUUGGUUAA
Molecule: messenger RNA, 2289 nt
Organism: Teleopsis dalmanni
Lineage: Eukaryota; Metazoa; Arthropoda; Insecta; Diptera; Diopsidae
Exons: 1
Coding region: 1-2289 (762 amino acids)
Molecular function (GO): serine-type endopeptidase activity
Source: RefSeq, a predicted model, not a curated record